Molecule: messenger RNA, 2205 nt
Organism: Rhodotorula toruloides NP11
Lineage: Eukaryota; Fungi; Basidiomycota; Microbotryomycetes; Sporidiobolales; Sporidiobolaceae
Exons: 1
Coding region: 1-2205 (734 amino acids)
Source: RefSeq, a predicted model, not a curated record
AUGAACCGCUCGCUGAGGACGUGGCUGAGAUGCUUCACACCGCUCGAGUCCCGUACAGCACCACCGGUCUUCCCCGCACUCUCCCGCGCCCCCGUCCGCCUCUUCCACACUGCCGCACCUGAUCCUCCCCUCGAACUGCUGCCCACUCCCCCGCCAGCGUCCAUUGCGCCCAGCAAAAGACGGAGGACACAGCCAGUCGUCCGCCUCCCCUUCCCGCCUACCCCGCGAGUCGACAGAUGGUCCGCCACCAAGGCCAUCGCGACAGUGCUGCAGGAAGCGCUCGCAACGGGGAGGGAACAGAUUGCGCUGGAGCAAUUCCAGGCGUUGAUCAGGCGCGAAGGGACGGAGAGGCUGUCGGCGGAAGAAGUGGAGGGCUUCGUCUGGCUCUUCGUGCAGUACCGCCAGCCUGAGCUCGCGAGGACGGCGACGGCUGCGAUGGAGGCGGCAGGCUAUCCUGUCUCAACGAGGCUUGCGGGCAAGCUCCUGCGCAAUUUCAAGAACAGGGUCAUCGUCGACCUUGAUGCCCUCGCAGCAAUGCUGAGUUGGCUGUCGCAUGCGAUGGUGCGGGAGAAGGGCGAGGGAGGUCUGGUGGACGUCGAACUCGUCGACACCGUCCUGGACAUGCUCAAGCGACUGGGCAAGACGGACUGGCUCCUGGAGGUCUUUCGGGCGUACCGCGAUUGCCUCGACCCGGACGACAUCGGUUCGCCUCGACUUUGGCAACUCGCCAUCUCCGCCCACACGGCUGACGGCGAUGAAGCAGCUGCUCGCGCCCUCUUCGACAGGUGGCGACGCCUCGAUCAGCAGCGACGGCAGCGGCUCGCGACAGCCGAGACCCCGUCCGACGAGAUCAAGGCCGAAUUGCACUCUCCACCUCCCGAACAGCCCUACCUCGCCAUGCUCGACUUCUAUGCCGCGCAUGGCCGAGGUCAGUCGUCGACGAGCGACCCGGCGUACCGCUUCGUCUCCCUGUGCACCAAGGACGGUCUUGCGCCGUCCACCAAGUUCCUCCACUCGCUCCUCCGCCUCGAGAUGAUGCGGCACCGAUGGACGUCGUUCUGGGGCAUCUGGAAGGCGUUCGACGAGCUGGGCGUCCAGCGGAACCACCUCACGUAUUCGCUCGGCGCGAGGGCGAGUCUCUGGCGCCUCACGACGAAGCGGCGUCCGGAACCACAGUCUCGUUACAGCCCGCUGCACGACGUUGUUUCGUUCGGGUAUACGCAAGUUGUCCCGCCGGACAUGCGCCAGUUCCUCCGCACCGUCCUCUCCCUCCGCCUCGAUGCGACCGGACACCGACCGCAUCGCCGCCUUUCGACGAAGGAAAACGAGAUCGUCACUGUCGACCUGCUCAACAAGCUCCUCGACUAUUUCGUCAAGGACAACGACUGGCCGGCCGCAGCUAUCGUCCUCGAGACGUUCAAGGUCCACCGGUUCGAGCCGAACCCUCACACGCAUGCCGUCGUUGUCUGCGGCAUCGUCAAGCAGUGGCAGCGCCGCCGACUCGACCACAAGCUCGACGGCUUGCUCGGCUCCGUCUCGGCUUUCGACGGUCCAGAGGCGGCGAACAGCAGGCGGUCUUGGCUCAUCAGUCCGGCGACGACCGUUGACGCGGUUGCCAAGAUUCUCGAGCUGCGCAAGAUGCGUGUCUCGCUCUGGACGAAGCGCGAUCCGUCGGAGUAUGUCGAGGAGGACGACUCGGCGACGAUCACGGUCGAGUACGUCCCGACCACGCCGACGCAGUCGCAGGCUGAGAUCGAGGCGGAAGAGCGGAAGGACGAGCGUCGGAGGAAGAAGACGCAGUGGAUGAUUAGUCGCGAGUUGCGCGAGACGGGCUAUCUCAUGGAGCUGCUCAGGCGGUGCGAGGGGUCGAGCGAGGAGGACUGGAGGGCGUUGUUGGCUGAGACGAGGAAGGAGGUUCUUCCCACGCCAAUCAAGCCGUCCAGCGCAGCUUUGCCGUCCGGUGGCGAGCCCGACAACGCCCACCCGACCUGGAGCAAGGGGAAGCGGUACUGGACGGCGGUCCGACUUGCGAAGCGGAGGACGGAAGCGAAGGAGCGGGCGCAGGAAGCGACGCCGACGGUCUCGACGCAGGAGCGGAUCAGGCUGGAGCGUGAGAAGAGGCAGGCGCGGUGGCUCGCGAGGCAGGCUCGUCGUGCGAAGGAGCGAAGCAUGGAGGACCAGGUGGAAGAACGACCUGUAGCAUAG